UUCCCCGCAAUGACAUCACGAAAGCCAUCGCAGCAUUUAGUCAUUUUCUGUGAUGGCACAUGGUGCGGGCGCGAAACGGGAACGCGGAGUAACAUCCGCAUUCUUGCGGACCUUCUCGGAGUCAUCGACUUCUCUGUAAACCCGCCUGGGAAGCCUGCUCUCGUACAUCCUAUCAUAACACCACAAACAAACGUUAUUGCCGGCUAUCAGGAAGGCGUGGGUCUCAACAAGUCAUUUCUCGAAUACCUAUGGGACGGUGCCACGGCUUCGACCAUCGGGGAUGAAUGCACGGCUGUGUACAAAUUCAUCGUGGACAAUUACACGGACGACCAUGAUAUCUGGAUGUUUGGGUUCAGUCGGGGUGCAUUCACUAUUCGAUGCGUGGCUGGCAUGAUAAACAACUGUGGUAUCAUAAUGAAGCUCCCAGACCUCAGCGACAACGAAGUUUAUACCCUUUGCAGUGGAGUAUACAGUACUUACCGAAGCCCUCUUGAAAUCGACAAACCGAAUUCCACCCGUUGCCGUAGGCUCCGUGAGGACAAGAACAGGGUCUGGUAUCCAGCAAGACCCAUCCGUGCCAUGAUCCUUCUUGACACUGUGGGGUCUCUUGGGAUCCCUAGACUGAACGCUGGUGUUGGCUUUGACUGGCCUGAAUUUUAUGACCAAAGGGUUUCUUCUGUGGUGCAGGAAGUUUAUCAUGCUCCGUCUCUCCAUGACCGACUUUGGAUGUUCCAACCUUGCCUAGCUUUCACCGGCCCUGGAAAGGAAAAGGCAUCGAUUCAUCAAACAUGGUUUCCUGGGUGCCACUAUGAUGUCGGUCGCCAGAAUUUCAGAUUCAUUCGAGGCAAACCCAGGAACUGGCUAGAGCGCUGGCUAGGCACCGUGCCGCGGGAGUUGAGUAAGACAAUAUACGCUAACGAAAUCCUGAGCGAUGUGACACUGCGGUGGAUGUUGGAGGCAGUUCUGAAAACACAUAAAAAGGACGGGUCGCUCCCCAUUUUCCCACGGCUAGAGGACAACAUUGAUGACAUCAACCAACGCAUAGCUGAUCCUGCUUUGGCUGAAUCUGACCAUCCCACUGGAAGCGGGGACAUAUACGGCGAUCUUCUUGAUUAUGCGCCUGCUGGUCUGGUAUGGCGAGCACUGGCUCGUGUUGGCGCUGUGUUCAUUCGCCUCCUCAAUCAGGUCGUCCCAGGCCUGGGGGAUAAUAUCUUGGACUUACUCGGUAUCAAGACCAUCAUCAAGAUCCUCACUGCGACUAGGGAUCGCAGGAUUCCCGGCAACAUGGCGAAUGUCUACCCAUACAAAAGCCUGGAGAAUGUUCUUGUUAGAAACACGAGAGAUGUGACAUUCACCGUGGAGGACGCAGCCGGGUUAAGGGAGCUCAACGAAGAUGGAAAAGUCAGAUACCCAAGCCAGACGUAUGAGAGUUUCGUCCUCUGGAAGCGUGUCUUCAGCGCGUGA
Molecule: messenger RNA, 1464 nt
Organism: Aaosphaeria arxii CBS 175.79
Lineage: Eukaryota; Fungi; Ascomycota; Dothideomycetes; Pleosporales
Exons: 1
Source: RefSeq, a predicted model, not a curated record